AUACGUUGUUUUUGUCAUCGCUAAUGUGGAAAAUAUAGAAAAACAUUUUAUAAUUGUUUUAUGUUCGAUAUUGAUUUAUAAAAAAUUUGAAUACUGUAUAUUAUUGAAACAAAGUUGUGGUUGUUGAUGCUCAUAUAAAUAUUCCGGCUUAAGAAUGAUAGGUAUGAACCGCAGAGGUAUGAAUUCAGCGUCAGCAAUGGCUGCCCAAGCAGCAUUAGAUGACAAUAGCUGGAAAGGCGUCAAUGAAGGUGCGCCUCAUUUAUCCAAUGCAAAUAAUGCAAAUGCUAUUAAUCCAGAUGGAGUAAGUCAAAGUGGAUUUCCUCAAAAUUCUAUUCCAUUCAAUUCGUCUGGUACGCAGUAUUCGCAAGCCGGUCAAUCAUCACCCGCUGGUAAUCAAUCAAUGGUGUUCCAAAACUCGAAUCAACCUGGUUCAAAUACACCACAGUAUACUUCAUCUCCUGCACCCUCAGGUUCUUCAACGCCUGGUCCUGUCGGUCAACAAGGUUUAGGCAAUAAUUAUGUGCAAUCCGCAGGAUCUGCUAAUUUUAAUGGUCCAGUUGGUGGUCCAUUCGGAUCUCCUUCUUCUGGUUUGUCACAAUUUAAUCGACCAGCAAGUUCUGGCACUCCUUUUAAUAGUGGUCAUUCUGGUCACUAUCCUUCACAAUCUGUAUUUGGAGUUGGACAGUUUAACGCGUUGCCACCUACUGCACCUUUCGGGCACGGUACGCAUCCUAUGAUGGGUGCAUCUCAACAACUUGAUCGUCUCGACCAAGGGUUUAGACGACAUAAUACAUAUUUCAGUCACACUGAACACCGUGUUUUUGAACUUAAUAAACGUCUACAACAACGUACCGAAGAAAGUGAUAACUGUUGGUGGGAUUCUUUCACAACAGAAUUUUUUGAAGACGAUGCUAGAUUAACAAUUUUAUUUUGUUUAGAAGAUGGUCCAAAACGAUAUACAAUUGGACGUACUUUAAUACCAAGAUUUUUCCGUAGCAUAUAUGAAGGUGGCGUUUCUGAUUUAUAUUUUCAACUUAAACAUGCUAAGGAAUCUUUUCACAAUACUUCGAUAACAUUGGACUGUGAUCAAUGCACAGUUAUUACACAACAUGGGAAACCAUUUUUUACGAAAGUAUGUGCUGACGCAAGACUUAUAUUAGAAUUCAUAUAUGAUGACUAUAUGCGUAUUAAAUCUUGGCAUAUGACAAUCAAAGGACACAGAGAGCUUAUUCCUCGGUCGGUAAUAGGUUCGUCACUUCCACCUGAUCCAAUGCUACUUGAUCAAAUUACAAAAAAUAUUACGCGUGCUGGAAUAACAAACUCAACACUUAAUUAUUUACGGUUAUGUGUUAUAUUAGAGCCAAUGCAAGAACUUAUGUCGCGGCACAAAGCAUAUGCUUUAAGUCCACGUGACUGUUUAAAAACUACACUUUUUCAAAAAUGGCAAAGAAUGGUUGCACCACCUGGUAAAAAAGAUCCACAACGACCAGCAAAUAAGAGACGUAAAAGAAAAGGAUCAAAUUCAGGAGGAGGGGCAAAUCCUGGUGCCCAAAAUGUAACUAAUCAAAAAAGAUCACCGUCUGGACCAAAUUUCUCACUUUCUUCUCAAGAUGUUAUGGUAGUAGGCGAACCUACAUUAAUGGGUGGUGAAUUUGGUGAAGAGGAUGAAAGAUUAAUAACCAGACUUGAAAACACUCAAUAUGAUGGGUCUAAUGCAGUUGAACACGAUAAUCAUCCAGGAUUUGGACAUGCGGAUUCUCCAAUUUCAGGGUCAAAUCCUUGGAAUCUUGAUAGAACAGGGAAUAUAGCAUCCAGUCCGGGUAAUGGAGUAGUUCCGCAAAAUAAUGCCAACCUCUCUGAAAUAGACAAAAAAAGUCCAAUCGUGUCACAAUAAAGUAAUUUAUAUCUUUUAAGCAUAUGUAAAAUAUAUUAAUAAAGCUCUGUCACAG
Messenger RNA from Teleopsis dalmanni, 1949 nucleotides. RefSeq names its product LIM domain-binding protein 2-like. The record is from RefSeq and is a predicted model, not a curated record. The transcript is spliced from 2 exons. Gene Ontology annotation, molecular function: LIM domain binding. Gene Ontology annotation, biological process: negative regulation of transcription by RNA polymerase II; nervous system development; positive regulation of transcription by RNA polymerase II. The coding region runs from base 155 to 1894 and encodes 579 amino acids. NCBI's taxonomy places the organism in Eukaryota, Metazoa, Arthropoda, Insecta, Diptera, Diopsidae. Gene Ontology annotation, cellular component: transcription regulator complex; nucleus.